Gasterosteus aculeatus aculeatus (three-spined stickleback) is the source of this 1691-nucleotide messenger RNA. RefSeq names its product zona pellucida sperm-binding protein 4-like. Gene Ontology annotation, molecular function: acrosin binding; structural constituent of egg coat. The record is from RefSeq and is a predicted model, not a curated record. Gene Ontology annotation, biological process: binding of sperm to zona pellucida; prevention of polyspermy. Gene Ontology annotation, cellular component: egg coat. NCBI's taxonomy places the organism in Eukaryota, Metazoa, Chordata, Actinopteri, Perciformes, Gasterosteidae.
CAUCAGUAGUACACUUGGGAAUUAUCCAGGUCAAACUGCUGUUGAACCAUGGCAAAGCUGGCCACCUCUUCUGUGGCACUAGCAGUGCUAGGGUGUGUACUAUGGACCGUGGUAAAUGCUCAAAUCCCAAAUUGGUCUCCACAUCCUCAUCCAAAGGGAUACCCAUGGCUACCAAUCCCGCCUCCUGAAGAUCCAACGAAUCCUCCACCUCGUCCACCUCGUCCACCUCUUCCACCUCUUCCACCUCCUCCACCUCCUCCACCUCAUCCACAAUAUCCAAAAUAUCCACCAAUCUGGCCUCCUCAUCAACAUGAACAUCAACAUCAUCAUCAACACCAUCAAGGUCCAUUUUACCCGAAAUAUGACUUUAAUCAGGAUCAGCAGGGCUCUAAAACACCACAGAAACCACAGACACCUCAGAUUCCGGAUCCAAAUGUGAAGCCUAUCCAGAGUUGUGACGUGGAUAAAAACGUGAGAGUCCCAUGUGGACUUCCUGGCAUCUCCGCUACUGGAUGUGGAGCCAUAAACUGCUGCUUUGACGGCAGUCAGUGCUUCUAUGGAAAAGCAGUCACCGUUCAGUGCACCAAGGACGGACAGUUCAUUGUCGUUGUGGCCAGAGAUGCCACUCUGCCAAGCAUCGACCUCGAAUCAAUCUCGCUUUUGGGAGAUGGGCCACACUGUAAAUAUGUGGACUCUAAUUCAGCCUUUGUCAUCUAUAAUUUCCCUGUUACCGCCUGUGGCACCGUUGUUACGGAAGAACCUGGUGUUAUAAUCUAUGAGAACAGAAUGACCUCCUCAUACGACAUUGAAGUUGGGCCUCGUGGAGUCAUUACCAGAGACAGUCACUUUCAAUUGCUCUUCCAGGCUAGGUACAUCGGUACCGCUGUUGAAACUUUGGUUGUAGAAAUAUUACCACUUAGAGACCCUCCCCUACCAGUUGCCGCUUUUGGACCAAUCAGAGUAGCCCUGAGGUUGGCUAAUGGACAAUGCUCUACAAAGGGUUGCAAUGAGGUGGAUGCGGCCUAUACAUCUUUCUAUUCGGCUGCUGACUAUCCUGUGACUAAAAUACUGAGAGAACCUGUGUACGUGGAAGUUGAACUCCUUGAAAAGACGGAUCCAAACCUUGUCCUGACUCUUGGACGUUGUUGGACAACCACAACCCCCAAUCCUCACAGUUUGCCCCAGUGGGACAUCCUGGUUAACGGGUGUCCGUACACAGAUGAUCGCUACUUGUCCUCACUGGUGCCCGUCACUCCCUCUUCUGUUACGGGCGUGUUCAGUCACUACAGACGUUUCUUUUUCAAAAUGUUUACCUUCGUGGAGCCCAAAUCAAAGAAGGCUCUGACUGAACAGGUGUACAUUCACUGCAGUACAGCUGUGUGCCUUGCGAGACCGGGCUCCUCUUGUGAACCAGCAUGCCACAGAAAGGGUAAGAGAGACGUCCAGGCUGCGGACCAGGAGAGGGCUGAUCCGAAGGUCGUGGUGUCCGUUGGACCGGUGGAGCUGAAUGCGCAGUAAACAGCACUGUAAACUCAAAAAUUUGGCUGAAAUCAUUAAGUAGAAUAUUUGAAUAUGACAUAAUGUAUAUUUUAAUGAAUGCAAAAAUAUUACAAAAGUGUGCUGCAGGGAGAAUGAAAUUGAUCCCUAAAAAUAUUGUAGACACAUUUUGUAUUAAAAGAUAUUGGCUUUGA